Mobula hypostoma (lesser devil ray) is the source of this 847-nucleotide messenger RNA. RefSeq lists its product as uncharacterized. NCBI's taxonomy places the organism in Eukaryota, Metazoa, Chordata, Chondrichthyes, Myliobatiformes, Myliobatidae. The transcript has 4 exons. The record is from RefSeq and is a predicted model, not a curated record. The coding region runs from base 137 to 847 and encodes 236 amino acids.
CGGGGUUGUCUGUAAUUCUAACGACGCAUGGGCAGUGGUUUGGAAUCCGGGAUUAUCACCCACAGCAUCGAAUCGGCGGAGCCGGUUCUUCUGUCUAGGAGUUUAAACUUUCAUCUGAAGGACAAAGUAUUCUUCGAUGCAGCUGAUCUUUCGCAUGACACUAGAUAAUGCAGCAACACAACAAAUUGGUGACGAGUACGAACCUAAAUGUCAGAGGAUAUCACCAACUGCACCGACAGUCAUGGGACAAGACAGCGAGAGGAAAGAGUUAAACAGUACGAAGAAAGCUGUCACGGACACUAACAAAGGGACAAGCAUAUUCAGAAAAUCCAAGAAACAUAGUAGAAUUGAUGAAAGACUGCAUCAACAGAACGGACAAACAACCAAUGUCCAAAAGACAACAAACUGCAAAUACGAAAGAAAAAUAAGAAUUAAUAAUAAUAAAUAUGAAGAAAUAAAUAUUGAGGUCAUUACAAGAGUACAUAGAAGUGUGACCAUAGGUUGUGGGAACAGCUCAGUGACUGGGCGAAUGAAGUUGAGUGAAGAUAUCCCCAGUGGUUCAGGGGCCAGAUGUAAAACAUUCGACCAAAGUCUAAGUCUCUCAAAUUACACAAAGUAUGAUACUAAAAUUCACAAACAGAUACUUAGCUACAAGUGUGCGUGGGCCCUCCUAAAUCUGGAGCUCAGUGUGAAAAAUGAGUUCCUUAGAGUUAAGGAAAAGCACCAGAAACCAGACACCAGUGCCGUGGCACACAAGGCAACCAAUGGGAAAGAGCUGCUGCAUACUUCAAAAGUCCAGUUGAUGACCAGCACUGUAGAAGUAGCUUUUGACCAGCAAGUAAACUAA